Molecule: messenger RNA, 15337 nt
Organism: Podarcis lilfordi (Lilford's wall lizard)
Lineage: Eukaryota; Metazoa; Chordata; Lepidosauria; Squamata; Lacertidae
Source: the annotation of a GenBank genome assembly
UCAGAUUAAGAACUUUGCUUCAGGAUGAGAACAGAAAUCGUGCAGCAGCAGCGGGAGGCCCCAUUAGCUAAAGUGGUGCUUCAGGUUAAGAACAGUUUCAGGUUAAGAACAGACCUCCGGAACAAAUUGAGUACUUAACCUGAGGUACCACUGUAUUACACACAGACAGACCCGAAGCUUUAAGUCAUUUUUUGCACUUCGUUCCAGAACGAAUUAAGUUCUUAACCCGAGGUACCACUGUAUUACACACAGACAGACCCAAAGCCUCUGGGAUAACUAAGUCGGUAGAGUUAGAUCAACCUCAGGCUGUGAGUUAUAGCCCCGAGUUGGGCAAAAGGGGGUUGGACUAGAUGACCCUCAGGGGUUCCUUUCCAACUCCACGGUUCUAUGAAACGGCCACAGCUCGACAGCUUCUCUCCUCCACCCUGGGUUUCCCCUUCGCAGCACAAGCCUGGGAAGGUGCGCUCAGGGGUAAACCCCACCCGAGUCCAAACUGGGGUGGGGGCAGCCCAACAUUUGCGAAAUGUGCAAAGGGUGGGGGGAGAAAGAGGAGCCUCAGUCGGGGUCUCCGACACUCCCAACAGCCCCCUCAGACGCGGGCUCCCCGCCUCGCGACGGCCCCCUCAGAUAACCGCCGCCAACGGGAGCUCAGGCGGUCUCCCCUCCCCACCCAUUCCUCCCUUCAUUUCCUCUCAGGCGCCCCCACUUACCUCAGAAACAAAAACACGCCCGCCCUCCAACGUCACCCCGCCGCAUACGCGAGACCAGGCUCGCUCUCCGCCACCUGCACCCGCUUCAAAAGCACUCGCUAGGCCCCGCUCGGAACCUGCCGUCGCUCCGCAACCCCGAAUUUCCCUUCUAUUUUCUUCUCUUUUCCCCCCCCCCAACCCGCCGCCGCCACCACCGCUGCCUCCGCCGGAAACACGCCAGAUUCAACCCGGAUGCGCGACCCCGCCCACACAGCGGAGUAGCCCGAGCCGAGACCGCUCUAGCCAAUGGCGGGGCUUUGUGGUUUAGGUUGCCUCCGCCUUCUCCAGACCAGAGAAAAAGAGCGGGUGGGGGCGUGGUCCUUUCCGCUAUGGGCGUGUCUGGGGGCGGGGCCUAGAUGGAGGCUGAUGCUUAGAAUGCCGCGGUUCUGUUUGAUCCCGCUGACUCGAGAGACGUCGGAGGCUGCAGGUCCUGGGGGGAGGCGGGUGGCGCUGUGGUUUAAACCGUUGAGCUUCUUGGAAUUGCUCGUUCAGAAGGCCGGCGGCUCGAAUCCUCCACGAUCGGGGCGAACCCUACAUUUGACCUUACAAGAGCAGUCUCUGAGAUCGGAAUAAUUAGACAUUAUCCACAUUCCUUGUUCUGGGGAAGAAACUGGUUUUUCCAGCUCUUGCAUAAUCUCCAUUGAAACUUUUAAAGUUUCUAAACAACUUCACCCAUUCCCCAUCUUCUGUAGGAACAAAAUCAUGUGAUUUGGUCUCAGUCCUGUAUUGUACAACCUUUUUAAAAUUUACCUAAUGAAAAGAGAGGGCUGCCUUUUGCUCGUGGGUCAGAUAACUCCAUGCCCUCCAACUUUUCUCCAGUGAAAAUAGUGACCAUAUCUUAUCAUAUGUUCCAACAUUUCUCUGCUGAAAAUAGUGACAUCCUAAGGAAAAGCUGUGGGUUAAACCACAGAGCCUAGGACUUGCCGAUCAGAAGGUCAGUGGUUCAAAUCCCCACAAUGGGGUGAGCUCCUGUUGCUUGGUCCCUGCUCCUGCCAACCUAGCAGUUCGAAAGCACAUCAAAGUGCAAGUAGAUAAAUAGGUACCACUCCGGCGGGAAGGUAAACAGCGUUUCCAUGCGCUGCUCUGGUUUGCCAGAAGCGGCUUAGUCAUGCUGGCCACAUGUACGCCGGAUCCCUCAGCCAAUAAAGCGAGAUGAGUGCUGCAACCCCAGAGCCCGCCACGACUGGACCUGCUGGUCAGGGAUCCCUUUACCUUUACCUAAGGAAAAGCAGGACAUUCUGGGAUCAAAUAAGAAACCAGGACAGCAUCUGUAAAUCCGAGAGCGCCCCUGGAAAAUAGGAACAUUUGGAGGGUCUGUGAUGGUUUCUAAACCAGAUACCUCUAUCAAGAAUGAAGGAGGAAUUCACAGUGAUAGAAACCAACCAUCUUUUGAAAAUGUUGUGGCAUGCGCUGAUCUGGCUGUACACCAUCUGCUGAAUUGUCAUGUAUGCACAUUUUGUCAUAUCAUGAAUGCUGUGUGAAUCAACACACAAGUGUGACAACACAAAACAACCACAGUGCAAAAGGUGUAUCAAUUCAGACAUGCCAGUAAAGAACCAGGCCAUCAUAUUAGCAUCACUUCUGCUUUAUUUUUCAUUAAAUACUAUGAGUGGCCAUGAUAUUUAUGUAGAAUCCAGUGCUUACAUCAUAGCUGUCAACGUUUCCCUUUUUUAAAGGGAAUAGGAUAGGAUUCCUCGCAAGAAAGGGGGAAAGUUGACAGCUAUGGCUUAGAUGAGUAUCUUCCUGCGUUGGAAAUAUAUAUCUAUUUAAUGCAUUCAUUCAUUCAUGAUUCGUUCAACUAACUUGAAAAGUCAAGCCUUCGGAGCAUCAAGUGCAAAAUAGCUGGAAAUUCUUCUCGAAGAAUUUCACAGCACUCUCUGCUAUCGAUUUUUUAAAUGCAUCAGUUGGUGAUACUGUCACUUUAAUACUUUAUUUGCCUCCAAUUGGUUGAAAGAUUGGAACAUUCCUGCAUGUCGAAGGAAAGCCUCGCCACGCGAUUGGCUGCGCUGGACGCAGCAGGAUACUUCCUGGAAUGUCUGCAACCCAACGUUCCUCCAGGUCUGUUUCACUGGAAAAGUGGUGGUCGUGAUCCUCUUUUAUUCGAAAUGUAAUUAAUAGACUCGGAAUGGUUGGUAAAGAGAAUCUGGGAGUUUAAUAAGCUCUCCUGUACUUUGCGUACGGCAGGGAAAAAUAUCGGUGCAUGUUGCAGGGCUGGUUGAAUCCAUGUUCCGUGGGGGAGGCGGGAGGCGGGAGGCGGUUGGGGAACUGCUUACCAGUAUAUUUACUUACUUACAAUCAUAUAAUCAUGGAAUUGUAGAGUUGAAAGGGACCUUGAGGGUCGUGGAGUUUUUAACUUAUUUUCCUCCCGUUUGAAUAUUAACCACGGUGCAGAAAUUUAAGUAUCAGCCGAUCGAUCUUUGCGUAAGCCAGAAGGGAAACCUACAGCAAAAAUAAAUAGCCAGGAGAUCAGUUUUGCAUGUGUUGAUCACAUAGGUGGUUGAAGAUCUGCAAAAAGCAAGGUGCCUUUUCCUUCCAGGCGUGUGUGAACAGUAACACAAGCAAGGAUGCUAUACCCGUUUUCUUGAAACCAGUCUUCUACACAUGCCAAAGAAGUCUUUCGUGUACGGUGCUCAGAACAGGUAAUAAAGAUCAGCGUGGACCCUUUUAACUGAUACCAGGGCAGGUUGAUAAUUUGCAUAAAAAUAGAGUAUACACAUCCAUAGCAAUAACAGCAGCUAUAGUGCUUUAAGUGUUGCUGGAAUUUGCGCAUGAGCAGACACAGAAAUGGAAGAGAAUUGUUGACCUUUUACUUGUUCAUUGAAUGGCACUCUUCACAUCAUGUUAUUAGCUGUAAAUCUGGGAGUGCGUAAAAGAGGGUGAUCUUCUGCUUGUGUUCAAAGAUUGUAAUCAGUUGAAGCUCUUAUAAAGUUAAGGGUUAAAAAUAUUGUGGCAUCAGGAUGGGGUUCUUUUACCAACUCAAAACAACAUCUCCAGAAAGUUUUGUGGGGGUUUUUUGCGUUUCUGUCUGUCGAGAUUUUUAAAAAAUGUGACCAGGGCAAUUGAUCUGACGUUAAUCUAGUUGAAAAAUCAAAAUGCCAUGAACACAAAAUUCUAAAAUAUGAGACUGGAACUAAGCAAAAUAGCAUAUUUUUCUCACAUUUGAUGGAUAUUUUCAUAACUGCCUUUCUCUUUAUAAAAUGGUCUUGCCUACUUUCUAUAGGGACGCGGGUGGCGCUGUAGGUUAAACCACAGAGCCUAGGACUUGCCAAUCAGAAGGACGGCAGUUCAAAUCCCCACGACGGGGUGAGCUCCUGUUGCUCGGUCCCAGCUCCUGCCAACCUAGCAGUUCGAAAGCACGUCAAAGUGCAAGUAGAUAAAUAGGUACCGCUCUGGCAGGAAGGUAAACGGCAUUUCCGUGCGUUGCUCUGGUUCGCCAGAAGCGGCUUAGUCAUGCUGGCCACAUGACCCGGAAGCUGUACGCUGGCUCCCUCGGCUAAUACAGCGAGAUGAGCGCGGCAACCCCAGAGUCGGUCACUCUUUAUCUUUACCUUUACCUUUACUUUCUAUAUCAUGUGGAUAACCUGUACCUCCCCCCACCCCCAAAUGUUGCUGGUCUACAGCUCCCAGCAUUUCUGAUGACUGGCCAUGAUGGCUGGGGCGGAAACAACAUCUGAAAGUCCACAGGUUGGCCACCUGUUCUUUCAUAUCAACUGACAUAUACCAGAUUUCUUAAAAAAUCAUUCUUGGCAUUCUGUGCAAAAUUGUUGAUUUACGGAAUUUUUCACACAGAAUGACGGGGGGAAAGAGUAAUGCAAAACAUCUUGAAAUUGAUAAAAUUUGGACAGUCUAAUUCUGGAAGCUAGGAAUAGCAGCUGCGUUUGUGUCUACAUGGUGGAACUUCUGAUUUUUGGACACAUUUGAAGCAUGGCUUUCUGUGUCCUUAGAGGAAGUCACAAAAUAACAGUGCCUUUGCUCAAGGUUAAAAUAACAAGGUUUUAUUAUUAUCUACUGCAGUCAGCACCUUUUCCGUUUGUUCUGUUUGCUGGAUAUUAAGACAUAAUAAUAAUAAUAAUAAUAAUAAUAAUAAUUGUUUACUCAGAUACUGGAAAUCAAAAGCCAUUCAAAAUGACGACAGAAACAUUGGUGAAGGAUAUUAAACCAGGCUUGAAAAACCUCAAUCUUAUAUUCAUUGUUCUGGAAACAGGUGAGUGCUCUACGGAUGACAACUGCUGACAUGCUUUAAAAACCUAUUGCAGUAUAGCUAAGAGGUCCGUCUGCUUCCUUGUUUCACAGAAUCAUACUAAAAGACAUAGAACCAUCACAUUUACUCUAUUAAUUAUGGGCUGCACAUGGUCUUCCUUCUAUCAGUAGCCAAUGAAAGGUGACAUUGCAUGAUCACUAUUAGUAUUUCUGAAUAGGAUUCUUUGAAAUGCAGAAGCAGACUGGAUUCCUGUCAGGCUGAGUACAGCUUAUGGAAGAAUCUAAGGAUCUUUUACUCUUGCCUUUAAAAAAAACCACAACUUGUGCUUUUAGCACAGUGUGUUUAUCUGGAUUCAGAAAAGUGUUGUGCUAUAUUGAGUGUUGUGGGUUUUUUGGACUGUCAGCUCGUACUGAUGCACCCUGUUGCAAGUCAGAAUAUUGUUGCCUCGUUUAUAUAGCGUGCAUUGCAAAUCCAUAUCACUUGCAUUGUCAAUAAUACUUCUAGGUUCCUUUCUUGUUUAUGCCGUACAAUUUGAGGGUACCCUUUCCUCUCCCCUUUCCAGGAGUGUUUCAUUUUCUUCCUCUUCUGGUGAUAAAGAGGUGUGCUCUGCAAAUGUUUCCAUGGGGUGGGAUUGGCACGGAACACUCGCUGCUUCCCAGCCUGUACUUCUGGCCUGAAAGCAGAAACACCCUUUUAGCUGCCUUGAAUUUUGCUAACCAUUCCUACCAGAAUGUCCCAGAAACUCCAGCGGGUGCAGAAUUCUGCAGCGAGGCUCCUCACGGGGUCCCUGCCAUGGGAGCAUAUUCACCCAGUGCUUUUCCAGCUGCACUGGCUCCCGGUGGAGUACAGGGUCAGAUUUAAGGUGCUGGUUUUGACCUUUAAAGCCCUUCACGGCCUAGGACCCUCGUACCUAUGGGACCGCCUCUCCCAGUAUGCCCCACAGAGGACCUUAAGGUCCAUAAAUAGCAACACCCUAGUGGUCCCGAGCCCUAAGGAAGUCAGAUUAGUUUCAGCCAGAGCCAGGGCCUUUUCAACACUGGCUCCGGCCUGGUGGAACGCUCUGUCUCAUGAGACCAGGGCCCUGCAGGAUCUGAUUUCUUUCCGCAGGGCCUGUAAGACAGAGUUCUUCCGCCUGGCCUUUGGCUUGGAGUCAAUUUGAUUCCCUCCUCCUCUUUCUUUUUCCUUUCUCCUCCUGUGACGAGGCUGCAUUUUAAUGUUUUAAUGUUGCAUUUUAAUCUUGUUUUUAUUAUUGGUUGUUGGCCGCCCUGAGCCUGGCCUUGGCUGGGGAGGGCGGUGUAUAAAUAAAAUUUAUUAUUAUUAUUAUUAUUGCCACCAGGCCGGGUUACCAAGACCAAGGAUGGCCAUGAAGUGCGGACAUGUAAAGUAGCCGACAAAACUGGCAGCAUAAACAUCUCUGUGUGGGACGAUGUUGGCAACCUCAUCCAACCAGGAGACAUCAUCCGACUCACCAAAGGGUAUGGACCACCUUUCCAAUAGGGGUGCGAUAGGAGAAAGUGGGGAAAAUUGGAUGUUCCUUUCUCCAAGUGGACCUUUAGCUCCAGCCCCAGAAGUAACAGGUGAUUGGGCCCAUUUUAGGCUUUUUCAGGUAUAUGCUUAAGAUCACAUAGUAUAAUAAUAAGAAUAAUAAUUUAUAAUCCAGGUGGGGGCAGCUCACAUGCUUAAUCUUUCUGUCCACAUUCUUAGCUCUUAUCUCAACCCUUAUCUUCCUUGCACAAGACACAUCCCACAAUAUAAUAAUAAUAAUAAUAAUAAUAAAAAUAAUAAUGAAUUUAUUUAUACCCUGCCCAUCUAGUUGGGUUUCCCCAGCCACUCUGUGCGGGUUCCAACAGAACAUUAAAAACUUCCCUAAACAGGGCUGCCUUCAAAUGUCUUCUGAAAGUCAGAUAGUUAUUUAUUUCCUUGACAUCGGAUGGGAGGGCGUUCCACAGGGCGGGCGCCACUACUGAGAAAGCCCUCUGCCUGGUUCCCUGUAACCUCACUUCUCACAGUGAGGGAACUGCUAGAAAGCCCUUGGAGCUGGACCUCUGGGCUGAACGAUGGGGGGGAGACGCUCCUUCAGAUAUACUGGGCCAAGGCCAUUUAGGGCUUUAAGUGUCAGGACCAACCCUUUGAGUUGCGCUUGGAAACAUACUGGGAGCCAACGUAGGUCUUUCAGGACUGGUGUUACAUGGUCUCGGCGGCCACUCCCAGUCACCAGUCUAGCUGCUGCAUUCUGGAUUAGUUGUAGUUUCCGGGUCACCUUCAAAGGUAGCCCCACAUAGAGCGCACUGCAAUAGUCCAAGCAGGAGAUAACCAGAGCAUGCACCACUCUGGUGAGACAGUCUGUUGGCAGGUAGUUUCUCAGCCAGCAUACCAGAUGGAGCUGGUAGACAGCUGCCCUGGACACAGAAUUGACCUGCGCCUCCAUGGACAGCUGUGAGUCCAAAAUGACUCCCAGGCUGUGCACCUGGUCCUUCAGGGGCACAGUUACCCCAUUCAGGAGCGUAAGAAGUCACCUUGAACCAAGUCAGGCCCUUAGUCCAUCUGUCUGAGUCCUGUCUGUGCUGCCUGGUAGUGGCUUUCCAGGGUUUCAUGUGUUUAAAAUAAUUCAGAAUGAAUUGCAGUGCUGGCUCCAAGAUCUUGGGUGGGGAGAGCACACUUGAAUCUGGGAGAGGAAGGAUGUACAGAGAAUUAUCCUUUUGCCUUGCCUGUGAUCUUCUUGGGUGUUCUGUGUGAAAUGGGAAUAGCAGUACUGUUGGUGUGUCCCAACUUUGCCAGCCCCAAGUAGUUAAACUGAGCGUUUCUUUUUUUUUUAUUAUUAUUUGUUUGAUACCCAGCAGCUGAAGGGCAACAUUCUGAACUUCAUCCAGAGGAAGUGAAGAGUGCUUAACAGUGCAACCCUAUACCUGUCUACUCAGAAGUAAGUUCCACUGAGUUCAGUGUAACUUACUCCCAGGUAAGUGGGUAUAGGAUUGUAGCUUAAGACUUCUUAGCUUUAAUGAGACUUUAAAAUGUGCAGAUUAUACCCAAUAGUAUCUGGAACUGCACAGGAACUCAAUUGACUUAACUGAGAAGACAGGUGGACUAUUUUAUACUGAAAUGUGGGGUAACAAAUUUUAUAAAUAGAAUAUGCAUCAUACAACUGGAGAACAACUUUAUGCGUCUGUGCUUCAAGGUACCCCCCAAAUCGGGUAUUUUGUUUCUAGCUGGUGCAUUUUCCACCUAUAAGAAGAAUGUUGUGCUGUUCCUAACCAUGGGUCUCUCUCUCCUAGGUAUGCAUCUGUUUUCAAAGGCUGCCUGACCUUGUACACUGGACGUGGAGGAGACUUGCAGAAAGUUGGAGAGUAAGGCCUGUAUUUGGCUGAUGCCAAUGUUGCUUUUUUGGAAUUGGAGGUUUGGUACAUGGUUGGUUUUUUUAGGUUCAGACACACAGCCAGAUUUCUACCAAAUGAUAGUAUUUGCUCCAGGGGCUCUCACCACCAUAAGUCAAGAAGGCAGCUUCCAAGAUAGAAAAGACUGGUGACUACUUUGCAUGCUGACUGCACCGUAAUAAACGGUUCAGGCUACAGUUAGCAAAUGUAUUGAACAUUGAGAGGCAUUGCUUGCAUAAGAAUCUCUCCCCCCUGCCCUCCAUAAAGGUAAAGGGAACCCUGACCUUUACCUUCCCACCGGAGCGGUACCUAUUUAUCCACUUGCACUUUGAGGUGCUUUUGAACUGCUGGGUUGGCAAGAGCAAGGACCGAGCAACGGGAUUCAAACUGCUGACCUUCUAAUCGGCAAGUCCUAGGCUUUGUGUUUUAACCCACAGCGCCACCCGCGUCCUGUCUGCCCUCCAUAACUGUACUACAAAUGCUCAUUAUUUUUUAAUUAACUCUGUAGGAUAAAUACCUCUCUGUGCAUUUCAAAAGACAUCCACUAAUUUGUAAUCUAAGGCAAACGCCACAUCCUUCCUACCUCCCUUACAAAUGAUUCCCAUUUCCCCCCCCUAGGAUGUUUCUAUGAAAAGACCCACCAUUCCUGAGCUUUUAUGCUCAAUUAGGUAAUUAUAUGAGUAAUAAUGGUUGGGGUUGAUGGUGGCUUGCAGUUGGGGUCUUCAGGUUGUUCCCACGUGCUGCUGCUUUAACUGGAACUCUCUUGAGUGAACUUGCACAGCUGCUGCUACCCAUUUCUGAAAUUGUUAUUCUUCUUUUCAAUAGUAUGGACGUUAGAUUACCCAUAGCCUGGAAAAAAAAUAUGCAUGCUGUCAGGUUUUGAUUUUGACAGCUUGAGAUUUUAUUUUACCUUCCUUCCUGCAGCCCUGGCUUCCCCACUCUUAUGCAAGUAUAGGAUAUUGUCAAAGUUUGGGGUUGUUGAUGUCUGGCAUUAAUCUAGGGCCAGGCCUGAAUUAUUAUUGCUAAUUGGCAUAUGGUUACCAUCCCUCACUGCCCACGUAGAGCUGCAUACAUGUAGGGAGAGGGAGAAUAAUAAUAAUAUUAUUAUAAUAAUUUAUUAUUUAUACCCUGCCCAUCUGGCUGGGUUCCCCCAGCCACUCUGGACAGACAUUUGUCAGUGGACUGACAGCUGCGUUGUAUCUGCUGCCUCUCCUGUUCCAGGUUUUGUAUGGUUUACUCAGAAGUACCAAAUUUCAGUGAGCCAAACCCAGAAUAUGUCGCCCAGCAGUCGCAAAACAAAAAUGUGAGUAUCAGGAUUCUUAACUAACGCUGGUGGGUGAGAUGAAUUUUGAAGGAAGGGCUUCCUGACCCAAUCACAAGGGGUGUUCGUUGUUGUUGUUGUUGUUUAGUCAUUUAGUCGUGUCCAACUCUUUGUGACCCCAUGGACCAGAGCACGCCAGGCACUUCUGUCUUCCACUGCCUCCCGCAGUUUAGUCAAACUCAUGCUGGUAGCUUCGAGGACACUAUCCAACCAUCUCGUCCUCUGUCGUCCCCUUCUCCUUGUGCCCUCCAUCUUUCCCAACAUCAGGGUCUUUUCCAGGGAGUCUUCUCUUCUCAUGAAGUGGCCAAAGUACUGGAGUCUCAGCUUCAGGAUCUGUCCUUCCAGUGAGCACUCAGGGCUGAUUUCCUUCAGAAUGGAUAGGUUUGAUCUUCUUGCACUCCAUGGGACUCUCAAGAGUCUCCUCCAGCACCAUAAUUCAAAAGCAUCAAUUCUUCGGCAAUCAGCCUUCUUUAUGGUCCAGCUCUCACUUCCAUACAUCACUACUGGGAAAACCACAGCUUUAGCUAUAUGGACCUUUGUUGGGAAGGUGAUGUCUCUGCCUUUUAAGAUGCUGUCUAGGUUUGCCAUCGCCUUUCUCCCAAGGAGCAGGCGUCUUUUAAUUUCGUGGCUGCUGUCACCAUCUGCAGUGAUCAUGGAGCCCAAGAAAGUAAAAUCUCUCACUGCCUCCAUUUCUUCCCCUUCUAUUUGCCAGUAGGUGAUGGGCCCAGUGGCCAUGAUAUUUGUUUUUUGAUGUUGAGCUUCAAACCAUAUUUUGCGCUCUCCUCUUUCACCCUCAUUAGAAGGUUCUUAAAUUCCUCCUCACUUUCUGCCAUCAAGGUUGUGUCAUCUGCAUAUCUGAGGUUGUUGAUAUUUCUUCCGGCAAUCUUAAUUCCGGCUAGGGAAUUAAUCCAGCCCAGCCUUUCGCAUGAUGAAUUCUGCAUAUAAGCUAAAUAAGCAGGGAGACAAUAUAUAGCCUUGUCGUACUCCUUUCCCAAUUUUGAACCAAUCAGUUGUUCCAUAUCUAGUUCUAACUGUAGCUUCUUGUCCCAAAGGGGUGUUUAUGCCUCCCUUUACCGCAGGGAAAUGCAUCACUCCAAAUUCUCGUGACCACCCUAUACUCAGUGCAGCUCUCUUCUAUACGCCAAUGCUUAUUUUUAUAUUGUAUUUUGCUACAGGCAGCUGUUGCAUUUCUUUGCCCUGAGAAAAUGGAAGCUACGGUGGGUGUUAAGGAUUAUACACCUUAAUCUUUCAGGAAGCAAGCCCGUAAGGUCUCAGGUGCAGAACCUGGGAGGAUUCCUGUAUAUUAAGAGCAGAGCGGAAAGCACAAAUUUUACCCAUCACAGUGAGGGGGUGAAGCUGCAAAGAAGAGGGUUUUUCCAUUUGGUGUAACUCUUAAUGGUACAGGGAGGUCUUCUCAGUUACGGAUUUGGCAAUUCAUCUGGAUUGCCUUACUGGAUCUGACUCGAGAGUGAGUUAUGAUGACUGGGAUGGAAUUGUCUUCCUUAGCAUGUAGAUGUGCUCCCUCUCUCUCUCCAGGGUGCUAGAUAACAUCUUCCAAGAUUCACUUUGCCUAGAUAAAUGUGGACACAUUACAAGUCUUUUGGGGAGACGGUAACCGCUCUAGCCCUGCUCCUCUUGUUUUCCUCUUGUUUUCUGACUUAUAAAACAUAUAACUAUAUAUAUUCAUCUCAGGCUGUGUACACAUCAUAUGUUUAAAGCACAUGCACCCAACCCUCAAGAAUAUUGUAGUUCAAGGGUGCUGUGAGAGGUAAACUACAGUUCCCAGGAUUCCUUGGGAGAAGUCAUGUGUUUUAAAUAUAUGGUGUGUACACAGCUAUAGUUAGGUUUGAUUUCAGCAUACUUCUGUAAACCUUCCCCUCCCACUCCUCUGCCCAUGGCUGUUGUAUCUGUGGAACUUCUGUAUACAGUGGUACCUCGGGUUAAGUACUUACCGUAAUUCGUUCCGGAGGUCCGUUCUUAACCUGAAACUGUUCUUAACCUGAAGCACCACUUUAGCUAAUGGGGCCUCCUGCUGCUGCCAUGCCGCCGGAGCACAAUUUCUGUUCUCAUCCUGAAGCAAAGUUCUUAACCCGAGGUACUAUUUCUGGGUUAGUGGAGUCUGUAACCUGAAGGGUCUGUAAGAUGAAGAGUAUGUAACCUGAGGUAUCACUGUAUGUCAAAAAAAAUCAGUAGACUUUUGCUUUCUUCGACAGACACAGAAUGACAACGCAGCGCCCACAGCCUCCCAAACCACACCAGGGCCUUCCACGUCAUCAGCAGGUAGGCAGUGAAUGAUCUUGCACUUCCUAGUACCAUUGAGCGAAACGGAUACCUGCAGGUGAGAGAAGCACAAGUCGUGCAUGUCAGGAUUUUGUGCCUCGUUGUAUUAUUUAGCCUGGAAAUGGCCAACAUCUAACUCAUGGCCUAUCUAAGGGUCAAAUUGGACAUGGCAAUGGGUUGUACCCAAUGUGAUAUUACAUGAAUGUUCUGUCAGCGCAAAGAUUUAUGCUUCUGCAAUGGAAUGUUCUCCCCUUCUCCCCCCCCCCCAAUUGUGCCUCCUAAAUCUGUCCUAGGGGUUCCUCAAACCCUCUGGGGCAAAUUUGACGAGGGUACAAGGCGCGCACAAUGGAACGUGGCCAGGGUGGGGAGCCACACUGCAAAGACGAAACCCUUGCACUGACAGGUUUGGCAGUUGAAUACUGCCCAUUAAAUAAAUCUUCUUGUUUAAUGUACAGUUUUUGGUUUUUUUAAUUCAAAUAGUAUCAAUGGAGUGGGGGGCAGUUGCUAAUAAUUGCUGGAAUUACAGCAAGCUGGGGGGGGGGGGAUUUAACGCUUUCCUAUUGCAUCCCUAAGGAAAAUCUUUCCUUUGAAGCUAGUGCUCUUUUCUUUUUAAACUGGCAACUGGUAAUUUUAAAUUAAAACCAAAACUAGGUACGUUAUUUGUUUAUUGAAUCACUUACUUAUUUAUUGGAUCAGUCCUACAGCUUCUAAAAACAGCAUCUGUCAGCAGAAACAUUCUGACCGUAUAUUCUAUCACAGUGUUGCACAAAGGCUUCCCUUCUCUAAAAUGAAAUAAAUACUUCGCUUUUUCUCUCCCUCCUGUAAAGCUAGCAGUGAGAGCUGAUCUAUACAGUGGUACCUCGGGUUAAGUAUUUAAUUCAUUCCGGAGGUCCAUUCUUAACCUGAAACUGUUCUUAACCUGAAGCAGCACUUUAACUAAUGGGGCCUCCUGCUACCACCGUUCUGCUGAAGCAUGAUUUCUGUUCUCAUCCUGAAGCAAAAUUCUUAACCUGAAGCACUAUUUCUGGGUUAGCGGAGUCUGUAACCUGAAGCGUAUGUAACCUGAAGCGUAUGUAACCCGAGGUACCACUGUAUAGCAUUGUGUAUUCCACACACUUGAAUGCAUCUAGCAUUCAACUGAAAAUGCCACAUUUCCCAUUUGCUAGCUACUUUAGUUCCUAUAACAACAAGUAGAAGACUCUUUUUACUAUAUCCCAGCAGGAAUACCAAUGGAUUUGUUGGCUCCAUCUCUGUGGGUUCCAGUAAGGUUUUUCUGUUCUCCUUUCCCCUCCCCUCCCUUUCUUUUAGUCACUGACAACCAGAAUGGCAACGGGUUGAUCACCACUGGCUCUGGCAGCUCCACCCACACACCUAGUGCCCCCUCUCACCCCACCAGCGGCCGCAUCACCCGGAGCCAGCCCAACCACCAGAGCGGAAGCUCGUCAGGGUCGUCCUCUAACUCAGUCAGCAAUGGCAAAGAGACACGGCGAAGCAGCAAGAGAUAACAAGCACAGGAUUUGGGGUUGCUUUUCUGUCCCUUCCCUCCACUGCCUGCUGUGUUAACCUUUGCCUCCUGCUGAUCAGCUUUGAGGCAGAGCGGCUGACACCGAAAAGAAGAUGGGUGGCGAGGCUAUGGAUGCAGAGACUCUGAAUUGUACGAAACCAAUUUGUAUUUUAGCCACUGAAAUCUCCUUUUUAACAUGUGGUGCCAAGUACCGGGUGAGGGUCUUGAGUGCGUUUAUGCUGAUAAUCCCAGGUCAAACUUGUUCUUUUCAGGAUUCCUGGAUAAUCUCACUCUUUGCAGGAAAUUAACAUGUCUGCCUGACCGCCUUUUAACCUGAUUGCGUUUCAUUGCUCCCUUCUAACUUCCCAGAGGACAUGUUCCUGUGCCACAGGCGCAUGCGUCCUUGAUUUUAACUCCCUUCUAAAAAACAAAGUCUAGAACCCUUAAAAGAGGGGUUUGAAAGAUGUGACCCUUCAAGGGCUAUUGGACUCCAAUUCCCAUCAGUCCCAGCUAGUACGGCCAAUGGUUGGGAUGAUGGGAGUUGUCCAUCAACAUCUGAAAGUCCACAGGUUCCCCAUCUCUGGUUUAAAACUAUUUAUUGUGGACGAAAUCUAUGAAACAACUCUAGACCAAGUGGCUUUGUUAAUUAUUAUUGGGGGCUAAAUGACAGGUUGUGUUUCAGUUUCCAUAAGGCUCUUGAGUUUCAUGGGAUGUUUUGUAAGGAGGAGGUGUACCCAGACAAACAAACAGAAUUUAUGCCACUUUUUCCGAGCCAAACUGAGUGACUAUCCAGAACCGGCCAGUGAGAUAGCACUGUCCCCCAAACAUAUUCUUGACUGAUAUUAUAGCUCACAGCAUCUUGUAGCUAGGUUUCUGUAGAUAUAAUGAUGAUGUUAGAUUUAGAUGUGUGGCUAAAUUGAGAAGCUUUUAAACAACAACAACAAAAACCUCAAAAAAAAAAACAACACACGCCCAAAUCUAAAUUAUGAAAAAUGAGGAUUCGGUUAUAUUUUAAUUUCUAUUAUUGUGCAGAAAACUUUAAAUAGAUUUGUGUUUCUAUUCCAGCGUAUCUCAGCAUGGUUGGCAUCAAAGGCUGGCAGUGUUGGGCAUAUUUUCUGGGGCUUGUCAGGCUCACAAGCCACUGCUGCCAGCUAGGUUCUCAUUUGGUAGAAGGCCCAGCCAGGGUCAGAGAUGUAAGGUGUGUUUGCCUCUAAACUGGUCCAGACCCUGUGUGAAGUAAGAAAGCUACUCAGACUACCCCCUUUAACCUCUUUUGGGGUUAAUCAUUGCUGUUCUCUAUGUCCUUGUUCCUCUCUCCUAACAUUUAAGGGGCCUAUUAGGCUCAAGGACCCCAGAAAGCUAUUGAUUGCCCUGGUUUCAGUUAGCUAAAAGAAAUCUGCAGAAUAGUCUGCUUUGUAAAUGGAACACUAAAAGUUUUGAAAGGAAGAUAAGAUGGCAUUUAAACACUACAAAAUCGUUUUGCCAAACUUAAAACAAUUUCUCGAAAGCCAAUAAAAUGUUCAGAAGAAACAUUUUCUCUCUCUUUUUUGAAGUGCUAUUUUAUCUAGCCGUUUGGGUCCUUGUCUCCUUUUCUCUCUUUCCUUCUGUUCUCCACUCUAGAGUAAUUGCUUGAAUUUCUCAACUGGUUGUUUUUUUUAAAGCUACGUCACUGUUGUCUAAAAUCUGAUGUGACAGUUUGAAUGUACUAUUCAUGAAUGUUUGGGGAAUAAAUAUUUUAAUCCUCUUUACAAUGUGAAUGUCUCUGAUCGGAGAAAAUGGGUCAUUGCAUGGAACAAUGGAUGUGAGUGCAAAACUGGAAGUAACUUUUUUCUUGUUUGCUUACAAACGUAGGACAAAAUGACAUAAUUGUGUAGAUAACAAUACCUCAGUAAAUCUAGCCAACUGACCUUU